AUGCCAGAAUUGAUGUCCGACAUCGUUUACACGGACGAGCCCAACCCGCUCGCAAUAACCAUCGAUGCAACCAUCAACGUAGUGGGCAACAACAACACUCUAGCCCUAACAUCGCAACCUAUCUCGAAGAAAGAGCCCCCAACAGGCCAGACUUCCGAAGCCGAAAAUGACGCCAGUGCAUCUCUGGUUCGGAAACAAGAUAGAGAGGCAAAAGCUGCCAGACUAGCCUCUGUCAUCCUCAAAGCUCUCCAACAGGCCGAUGGCCUGACGGAUGAUCAAGGCCGCAAGCGCACUGUUAGCGUUAUGCUCAAGUGUGGUGUAAAGGUUGAGGGUUGCAAUAAUGAAGUGCUCUCUGAUGAGGACGUCAAUGGAUUGACUUCCUGCUCGUUACGCGUUUCGUCUGGUGGGAGAAAGCGCGCUGCAUCGGUAUGUUUGGCUUCUCUCCAUUGGGGUGGGGGCCUGUAG
Molecule: messenger RNA, 465 nt
Organism: Penicillium waksmanii
Lineage: Eukaryota; Fungi; Ascomycota; Eurotiomycetes; Eurotiales; Aspergillaceae
Exons: 1
Coding region: 1-465 (154 amino acids)
Source: RefSeq, a predicted model, not a curated record